Molecule: messenger RNA, 1056 nt
Organism: Schistosoma rodhaini
Lineage: Eukaryota; Metazoa; Platyhelminthes; Trematoda; Strigeidida; Schistosomatidae
Source: the annotation of a GenBank genome assembly
GAAACAUAGUAUUUCCUCCCUCCUUCCAAAAGGAUAAGGACACUCUGGAAUGUAUUGCAUAUUCUUGUUAAUCUACACCAUUAUUAUUUCGAAGAUCGAAGACGACCCUGAAGCUAUAUAAACUUCAUAAGCUGUUUCUGUGUAAACUUUCGAAUAUGGCCUCUUUAAGCUGUGGUUAUAAGUGUCUGCAGAUUCUUUUAGUGAUAUUCAAUAUUCUUGUUUUUGCAUGUGGAAUUGCUUUAAUAGUGAUUGGAAGUCUCUCUCAAGUUGCUAUUAAUAAUUAUUCUUCUGGAAUCGACUCAAAUAUCAAAGGUCUUAUAAUCUUCAUCAUAGUACUCGGAUGUUUCCUAUUUUUGCUCGGAUUUCUUGGAUUUUGUGGGGCAUGUACUAAAAAUACUUGUUGUCUAAUCUUGUACGCAAUUUUGCUGUCAGUAAUGGUUGCAGCUGAAAUAGCAGCAGGAAUAGCAGCAGCUGUGCUAAGAGAAGACGUGAAAACUCAAUUCCUAUCUUUGGUUAGAAGCUCAGUUUCUGAAUAUAGCAAGAAUCCGGACAUUAAGAAAUUCCUAGACAAGUUACAACAAGAGUUUCACUGUUGCGGCUCUGAAUCAUCAAACGACUACACAUCAAGUGGACAAACAAUCCCUGAUUCAUGUAAAAAUCCAAACACUAAAGUUACUUAUUCAGAUGGUUGUUCAAACAAAGUUAUCUCCUUCUUUGAAAAGUAUAUUGUUGCCGUUUUAGUAGCGGCAUUUGUAUUUGCUAUCCUCCAAUUACUGAGUAUUGUUUUCGCUGUCUGUGUUAUCCGAGCUAUCAAAUCUGGCGAUUCUGACUAAGAUUAAAAUGAUCAAAUGUGUAAACACUAUAUCUGAUUUUUCAAAUGCUUUUAACUUGAUAAAACUACAUUUCUUCUUCCCCAUAUUUUUAAUUUAUUGUCAUUUAUUAAACAAAGAAUGGAGUCUUGUAUUUUAUUCAAAAAAAAACGCAUGAAUAACUAAGGGUUACUGGAUUUAAGAUUAUGAUAUUGACCGAAAAUAUAAAAUAUAAAUCCUUUUCGAG